Hydractinia symbiolongicarpus is the source of this 360-nucleotide messenger RNA. RefSeq names its product THAP domain-containing protein 1-like. NCBI's taxonomy places the organism in Eukaryota, Metazoa, Cnidaria, Hydrozoa, Anthoathecata, Hydractiniidae. Bases 1 to 360 code for a protein of 119 amino acids. The record is from RefSeq and is a predicted model, not a curated record. The transcript is spliced from 3 exons.
AUGCCCCACUGUUGUGCUCAUAAAUGCAACAAUCAGUCAGAUAAUAAUGAUAAAGUAUCGUAUCAUAAAUUUCCCGCGGACCCUAAAUUAGCGCAAGUGUGGACCCAAAAGCAUGCUCAACAACAGAGCGAAGAAAAUGGGAAAGAGCCAUCGCGCAAAAAGAUAAUUCUAAAACUGGUACCAGGGGCUGUACCAACAUUGUUUGCUUAUGUUGAAAAGAAAUCAAGUAGAGAAACAUCCUCGAAGAGAUCAGAAGCUAAGCAACGCUCUGAUAUUGUGAAAAAUCUAUUGAAAGAGCAUAAGUCCAACAAGGAUUCAUCGUGUGACCACAAUAUACCAGAAAUGUUACGAUGUUAUUGA